AUGGCUCUGCCACCGUUCAAGACUGAGCCCAUUGCUAUUGUUGGAAGCAGUUGUCGCUUUCCUGGUGGUGCCAACUCGCCAUCUAAACUGUGGCAACUUUUGAAGGACCCUAAGGAUGUGCUGGUGAAGAUACCUCCCAGUCGGUUCAAUCCAGAUGGAUUUUAUAAUACAAAUGGAGAGCAUCAUGGGAGUACAAAUGUAUUGCACUCCUAUCUCCUGGAAGAGGAUCAUAGAGAGUUUGAUCAUAAUUUCUUCAAUAUCCACCCCAGAGAGGCGGAGUCCAUGGACCCACAGCAACGCAUGCUGUUAGAGACAGUGUAUGAAUGUGUUGAAGCGGCAGGAUACUCCAUUCAGGAACUGAAGGGUUCUCAAACGGCUAUUUUCGUAGGCCAGAUGACGCAAGACUACUCAGAUCUCAUGUUGCGUGAUGUGGAUAGCGCGCCCCAGUACGCUGCUACAGGAAUCUCAAGGGCCAUCCUUUCCAACCGAGUCUCGUACUUUUUCGACUGGAAAGGCCCAUCAUCAACAAUAGAUACAGCUUGCUCAUCAAGUUUAGUGGCUUUGCAUCACGCUGUGCAAACUCUGAGAAGUGGAGAAUCAUCACUGGCUGUGGCAGCCGGUGUGAAUCUGAUCCUUGGCCCGGAUCCAUACAUUCUUGAGUCCAAGCUUCACAUGCUAUCCCCAACUGGCAGAUCUCGCAUGUGGGAUGCCGACGCUGACGGCUACGCUCGCGGCGAAGGUUUCGCAUCAAUCCUUCUGAAGACUCUUAGCCAAGCCAUUAAAGACGGUGAUCACAUAGAAUGCCUGAUUCGGGAAACGGGUGUCAACCAAGAUGGACACACAUCAGGCAUUACGAUGCCCAGCUCCAUAUCCCAGACAGCGUUAAUCAAGUCCACUUAUACCAGAGCAGGCCUUGACUUUAACAAAAAGGAAGAUCGCUGCCAGUAUUUCGAGGCCCACGGUACAGGAACCAUGGCUGGUGAUCCAAUUGAAGCAAGGGCUGUCCGAGAUGCUUUCUUCGGUGCAGAGGAAGAAGAAGACAAUGCCAGUGCAGCUGAAUCAGACGAACCUCUUUACGUUGGAUCUGUCAAAACAGUCAUCGGCCAUUUGGAGGGCACGGCAGGAUUGGCGGGAUUGUUGAAAGCUUCACUUGCCGUUCAGCACGGUAUUAUCCCGCCCAAUAUGCUCUUCAACAGGCUCAACCCAGCAAUCUCCCCGUUUUAUACUCAUCUUUGCGUACCAACCCAAGCCAAACCAUGGCCUAAACUGCCUCCCGGAGUUCCAAGGCGUGCCAGUGUUAAUAGUUUUGGCUUUGGAGGCACCAACGCUCACGCAAUCUUAGAACACUGGCCGCCAGGAGGGAAUGACGAAGCUCUUCAGGUCCCUUGUGGCCCAUUUACUUUGUCGGCCAACACAGAAAAGGCUGUGAGGGCCAGAGCGCAGUCUCUUGCCAUGGCAUUGGCAUCUGGAGAGCUAUCAGAUCUCUCAAAUCUGGCAUGGACGCUGCAGACUCGUCGCACGCAGUUUCCGCAUAGAAUAUACAUCUCAGCAUCUACCCAAGAAGAGCUUGUAAAGAAGCUAAACAAUGUGGCAAACCAAGCAGCUUCUACACCUACGAGAGCGAUUCACGCGACGGAGGAUCUUCCGGCAAGAAUCCUUGGAAUAUUUACUGGUCAAGGUGCGCAGUGGCCCUCUAUGGGUCGGCGUCUCUAUGAGAAGUCAAAGAGGUUCAGACAGACAAUUGAUGAACUUGAAAAAGCACUCAGCAAUCUGCCUAUUCCACCCUCCUGGUCAUUAUCUGGCGAGCUGGUUGCAUCAGAUGAGAAUUCUCGAAUACACGAAGCUACCAUUUCUCAACCACUUUGCACGGCUCUUCAAAUUGCGCUGGUCGACUUGCUAUAUGCCUCUGGAAUUACGUUCAGCGCUGUUGUGGGACACUCGUCUGGAGAAAUCAGCGCGGCCUACGCUGCUGGAUAUCUCAAGGCUGCAGAUGCGGUGGCUAUCGCGUAUUAUCGUGGAGUAUUUGCUCAUCUUGCCGGCGGACCAGAGGACCGGAAAGGAAAGAUGAUGGCAGUUGGCAUGAGCUUUGAGCAAGCUCUCUUCUUCUGUAAAGAAGCACAGUUUGCAGGCAGGAUCCAGGUAGCUGCGAGCAACUCACGAUCCAGCGUGACAUUAUCUGGAGAUGAAGACGCUAUUGAAGAGGCCAAGCAGCUCCUGGACCAGCAACAGACUUUUGCAAGAGUGCUGAAAGUGGAAAAGGCGUACCACUCACAUCAUAUGCAACGUUGCGCACAGCCUUACCUUGAAUCGCUCCAGAAGCUUGACAUUCAGAUCCGGGCCGAUCAUUUGAAGUGCAAAUGGUAUUCGAGUGUUUAUGGUUCAAAUGGUCGUCGCAUUGAUGACACCGAGGCCUUUAAGGCCUCAUAUUGGGUUGACAACAUGGUUAAGCCGGUAUUGUUUUCUCAAGCCAUUGAUAGAGCAGUAGUUGAAGAGCAUUGCCACGAUAUUGCCCUAGAAGUAGGACCGCAUCCUGCAUUGAAAGCACCAGCGUUGGAGACACUUAAAAACUUGACAGGGUUGGAUCUACCAUACUCUGGCGUUCUUAAACGUGGCGAAGAUGAUAUGGAGUCGUUCUCAGAUGCUCUGGGCUUUAUCUGGUCCAAUUUCCACACACCAACUCCCGUCGUUGACUUUGCCGGAUUUAGGAAAGCCUGUCUUGCGGGCGAGGCAGGAGAAAGUUUAACGCUGAAAGGCAUUCCGCCGUAUCCAUGGGAUCAUGACGCCAAGUUGUGGAAAGAAUCCCGCAAGUCUCGCAACUAUCGAUCUCGCAAGAAUCCCAUGCAUGAGCUUUUGGGCUAUGCAACCACACAUGGCAACAACAGCGAGGUGAUUUGGCGCAACGUGAUGAAGAUCAAAGAAAUGGAGUGGCUUAGGGGCCACGUAUUCCAAGGCCAAGUGCUUUUCCCUGCUGCUGGAUACGUAUCCAUGGCUUAUGAAGCGUCGAUCCGACUUGCGACUGGCGAGAUUGAAGUCCGGCUUGUCGAGCUUGAGGAUCUUGUGAUUCAUCGCGCAAUCACACUCGAAGAUGAGUCGAGCGGUACUGAAGUUACUUUCAUAAUUCGAGUUAAAUCUCAAACCUCAGACCAGAUCACGGCUGAAUAUUCAUGCUACAGCUGUAAAGUGGACGGGGCAUCAGAGCUGCCUGACAGCACCAACUUCACAGGGCGCGCCAUUAUCCAUCUCGGAACGCCCCGUCUGGACUCUCUGCCGGCUAGAGAAGCUCCAAAGCUGCCAAUGAAGCCUGUUAGUGUCAGUCGUCUGUAUUCCUACAUGGAAGAGGUCGGCCUGCGUUACACUGGCGAGUUUAUGGUCGAGGGCGUAGAGAGAAGACUCAACACGUCAACGGUGAAGUUACAACGCUUGGAUAAUUCUAAAACGAAAUUACAUCCUGCCACUCUUGAUGCGGCGUUUCACGGAAUUUUCACCGCGCUCGCAUUCCCUGGAGAUGGUCAACUAUGGACACCAUAUCUGCCGACUGACAUCCGUCGCGUCCGUAUUAAUCCUGCAGCACUGGACGCCCCUGUAUCCACAAGCGAUAUAUCAGAUCUGAUUGCAGACUGCUACCUUACAAACGCUAAUUCGAAAACGAUAUGCGGCGAUGUAAAUGUCUCUUCGUCGACUACUGGAAUCACACAGAUUCAGCUGCAGUCUCUGACAUGUUCGUCAUUCACAAAUGCAACUCCGCAGAACGACCGCAAGCUGUUUGCAAAGACAGUAUGGAUGAGAGAUAUCAGCAGUGGUAUCGAACCGGAUAAAAUCCAGUAUUUGAGCGAAGAAGAGGUCAAUUAUGGAGACAUUUGCGAGCGUCUCGCAUAUUUCUAUUUGAGAAGGCUUCGCAAAGAAAUAUCGCCCGAGGAGAUUCCCCGUAUGGAUGAGCACUUUCAGAUUCAGAUUGACUGGAUUCUCAAUCAUUUGCUUCCAAAGAUCGAAGCUGGAAACCAUCCUCGCAUUAAAAAAGAGUGGGUAACUGAUACCGAAGAAGAUGCGCAGAAAUGGAUGGCAAAGUAUCCUGGAAAGGUAGAGCUGCAGAUGAUAUCAGCCCUAGGCGAGGUCCAACCUUCAAUCUUGCGUGGACAACUACCUGCGCUUCAAGUCAUGAUGCAGAAGGAUAUGCUUACAAGGCUAUAUGCCGAAGCAGUUCCAUUUCGCCAGACAUACAGCCAUCUCAUCACGGUAACUAGCCAGUUGGCUCACCGUUAUCCGCGUAUGAGGGUAUUAGAGAUUGGUGCUGGCACCGGUGGUGCCAGUAUUCAUAUGCUCAAAGGCCUCGCUGAUCAUUGCCAUUCUUAUACUUAUACUGAUAUCUCUGCUGGUUUCUUCGAAGCCGCUCAAGAACGUUUCCGAGAGUACUCGUCCCUGAUGGAGUGGGCAGUUCUGGAUAUUGAGCGUGAUCCCUGUGAGCAAGGAUUCGAGAAGCACUCGUUUGAUGUCAUUAUGUCUUCAAAUGCCCUGCACGCUACCAAGUCUUUGGCCCAGACACUGACCCACUGCCGAACUCUGUUGAAGCCCGGGGGGUUCAUGAUUCUCAAUGAAGUAACAAAUGACGGCGUUCUGCCACAAUUCAUCUCAUCUCAUUUACCGGGUUGGUGGCUUGGACGGGGAGAUGGCAGACUAUACCAUCCUACUGUUGACGAAUCGCGCUGGCAUAAAGAACUGCUAGCUACUGGCUUCUCUGGAGUGGACGCUGCAUACAGAGAUUAUCAUGAUCCCAAGAGAUAUCUUGCGUCUCUCAUCGUGAGUCAAGCAGUAGACGAUCGCAUCAGUCUGUUACGCAAUCCCAUGUCUUCAAAGGAGAACAUUACACAAUUAGAACACUUGUUCAUCGUAGGAGGAGAAACGGACAAAGUUCAAAAUAUGGUACGGAAAGUUGAGCCUCUUUUCCAGCACAUCGCAUCGACGGUGACUCUUGUUACAACUCUCGAGGAAGUUGGAGAAGUUAUACCUGGAUCAGCCGUGCUUAUUCUUUCUGAGCUGGAUAAACCAACAUUCGAACAAAUCACUCCUGAAAAAUUCCGUGGGAUACAGCUGAUUCUCCAAGAUGCUAAAUAUGUCUUCAGCCAAAUGGCACUUUUGUUCUCUCCCCAUGCUCGAUCAAUUUUGAAUGUGCCCAAGAUAGAAAUACUGCUUCUCCAGCAGCAGUUUGCUGCCUCUUCAGAAGCCGAAAGACUCAUGGCGACCAUAAUCGCUGAGAGUAUCGUUCAAAGCAGCCAAGGAAAUAUUUGGGUUCACGACUCCGAUGCGCUACUUUCCAAGCUUAUCUCUACUAUUGCUGGUGCUCGAGGGCUUGAUGUGUUCCUCAGUACAUCAUCCGAAGCAAACUCGCAGUCUUAUCCUGGUCAAGCUUUUAUCCAUCCAUAUGCGACAGAAAGGGAUGCGCGAAAUAUUAUUCCAGCGGGUAUCCAAUCAUUUGUGAACCUAGGAAAGUUCAACAGCGUACUCCAUCGCAUCGUCGAAUCUUCUCGGUGCAUUAAUCAACUGGCCGUUUAUGACGAAAACGCUAUACAUGUCAGCUUUACCAAGAAAGAGAUGGCGGGUAUUGCGAGUCGGCAUCUUUUGUCGUUGUCGGACGAUGUUGGGCAUCACCAAAGCGCUAUUACAUUGGAUCAAGUGAUGGAUAUACCGUCUCUCCCCGAUAUUCCCACUGCGAUGCUUAGUUGGAACAGCUCUGACACUGUGGAUUUGAAGAUCAGCCCCGUUGAUCCGAAUGAUCUUUUCUCAGCAAAUAAGACGUACCUCCUUGUGGGAUUGGCCUCUGAGCUCGGACUGUCUCUGUGUGACUGGAUGGUCACACACGGAGCACGCAACAUCGUGGUGACAAGCAGAAAUCCUGGCAGAGUGGACGCAGAAGUCUUGAAGUACCUUGGGCGCAAGGGUGCGAAGAUCAACAUCUUUGCCCUCGACAUAUCAGACAAGGAAGGUCUUCUCAAGAUCUACAAGGAAGUAUGCGACACAAUGCCACCUAUCGCCGGUGUUGCCAAUGCUGCGAUGGUAUUGAAUGAUAAACUGUUUACCAACAUGACUUUGGCCGACUUUGAGGUAGCUCUCAAGCCCAAGGUGACUGGAACUCAGAACUUGGAUGAAAUCUUCUACUCUACACCACUUGACUUCUUCAUCUGCUUUUCGUCGCUUACUUGCGUGAUGGGUAAUGGAGGUCAAUCCAACUAUGCCGCUGCAAACAUGUAUAUGCACUCGCUUGUACGCCAAAGAAAGAAGAGAGGCGUUUCCGCGUCCAUUAUUGACAUUGCAUUCUUGCUUGGCGUGGGUUUCGUCUCACGCAAUCUCGAGCAAUACGAAGAUCAUUUGAAGAAGGUUGGAUAUAUGAGAAUGUCCGAGCCUGAGUUUCACACGGUUUUUGCCGAGGCUAUUAUGGCUGGAAAAUCCACUUCUAGUGAGGAUCCAGAGAUCAUCAUUGGCAUUGGACAAGCAGCAAAUGCGCCUUGGUAUACUAACCCGCGUUUUGCUACCUAUGUACCGCACGAAAAUACUACAGAAAGCUCUGACCGUCAACAAGUUCAGUCUUCAGAUAGCGUCCAAGGAAGACUGGCGGCUGCUGGAAGUGGAAAAGAUGCUUUGACUGUCUUGCAGAUUGCUUGCGCCGAGAAAUUGGCCAUGAUCCUUCAAGUUCACGCCGAUUCAAUUGACCAUGCGGCACCUCUCCUCAAGCUGGGAAUUGACUCUCUAGUAGCAGUCGAGAUCAGAUCAUGGUUCCUAAAAGAAGUCAACGUUGAUAUGCCUGUUUUGAAGAUACUCAGCGGAGCUUCCCUGGCCGAUAUUUGUCAGGACGCUUUGGUGAUGCUUCCACCAACUUUAAUCUCAUCAGCCAAUGAAGACUUGACUUCUUCUACUGCUGCCCCCGAGGCCCGUAUUCAUCAAGCUCCGGCAUUUGUAACAACCCCGCAGGAAACUCAGCUGUCUAUACCACCAACCACAAUCACCUCCAGCUCUGAUCGAGAGGGAGACUCAAGUACCGAGCUAUCAACAGUAUCCCCCAAGCCUUCCUCAGUUUCAGAAGAAACCCCUGAAGACCGCUCAUAUGUGCGAAAGGGAGAAAUGACUCCUGGUCAAAGCCGUCUGUACUUCCUUCAUGUGUACUUGGAAGACAAGACAACGUAUAACGUGACAAUGUCUGGCAAGCUAUCUGGUCCACUCAAUAUUGGCAACUUUAGCAACGCACUUGACGCUCUUUCUGAGAAACACGAAGGUCUUCGAACUUCCUUUUACUUGGAUAGUCCCAGCGGAAAAGCCAUGCAAGGAGUGAACAGACGAUCAAGCAUCAUUUUGGAGCAUGUAGACAUCCCUGGUGCAUCGAGUGCUAAGAUACAGGAAUAUCUUGAUGAUAUGAAACGCUUCAAGUUUGAUCUGAAUGGUGGUGAAUGGAUGAAGAUUCAAAGUCUUUCUUUAUCUCCAAGAGAUCAUCGCAUCAUCUUCACGUUUCAUCACAUUGCACUUGACGGCGUUGGCUGGAGUAUAUUUCUCAAAGAUUUAAACGAUGCUUACGCAGGCAAAGGAGUCAGAACCCCGAGACAGCAGGCAAUCGAUCUUUCUCAAAAGAUGCAACGAGAGGCAGCAGGUAGAAAGCUUGAAGAAGAUUUGCGAUUCUGGAGAGACACAUAUGAUAGCAUCCCUGGGCCAAUGCCCCUAUUUCCAACCUCCGAGGUCCAAUGUCGCCAACUGCUCAAGAGUUACGAUACAGAGACUUUGGACCUCAUUCUGCAGAGACCACUCGUUCACCAGAUCAAGCAAGCAAGUGCAGAGCUCCAGGUUACUUCUUUUCACUUCUAUCUCUCUGCCAUAGCUGCAUUUGUGUCUAAAUGCCUCAACAUCGACGAUUUCGCUAUUGGUAUAUUAGACGCAAACCGAACAAGUGCUGCGGAUAUGGCUACAAUUGGAUACUUUACAAACUUGCUACCGCUACGCUUUAAGACAUACACAAGCCAAAGCUUCGGAGAUCUUGCCGUCCGAACCAGAGAUAUCACGCUGGCCGCCCUAAGUCAUUCGCGAGUUGACUUUGAUCAGAUUCUUGAUACACUGAAGAUUUCCAGAUCUGGAGACCAGAAUCCUCUAUUCCAGAUCGCUGUGAAUUACCGACUAGGAGGCUCAAGAACUAUGCCGCUCGGAGAGUGCGAGAUCCAGUGGACUUCAACACAUGAUGCGCGAAAUCCCUAUGAUCUCAUUAUAGACAUCUCAGAGAUUGCAGAGGGCACAAUUAUCUCAUUCACCACUCAAAGCUACCUUUACAGCACUUCUGAUACAGAUAUGCUCCUCAAGUGGUACACUCAUACCCUCAAGGAGUUUGCUGCCGAUACGUCAAAACAGGCGUUGGACUGUGGUCUUGCUUCUAGCACUGAUAUCCAGCGCGCAACCUCAGUGGGCCGUGGUAGUCGCAUUGGCAUAGAAUGGGACGCUCCAACGCUCGCUCAUAGAAUCAUUGAGAUGGCAGAACUAAGUCCGGCGUCUGUGGCGAUCAAGGAUGGAUAUGGUCGACAACUAACUUACUCUGACAUGAUGCGACGCGUGCAGCAAUUUGCUGAAAAUCUCAGCAGCUUGUCUCCAGGAUCAUACGUUGGCGUUCUUCUAGAUCCUGCAGCCGAUACUAUCUGUUCCUUGGUGGCUAUCAUGAUUCUUGGUUUGGUGUAUGUGCCACUUGACCUACGAAAUCCGGAGGGGCGCCUGGCUGCCAUCAUCGCAGAUUGCAAACCUGCAGCUAUAAUUUGCCAGAAUGAGACGCUCGACUUGGCACAAAAUCUUACACUAGCAGCGGACAAUACUCUUACUACUUUACUAAACACGUCAGAUGUGCCAACGGCGACAACGAGAGCUAACUCUCCGAUUAAUUGCCUUGCCCAGUCUCAUGCCCCUGGCUUUGCCAUAUAUACCAGUGGGUCAACUGGCACGCCCAAGGGAGUCUUGCUCACCCACAAUGGCGUUUUGAAUCAGAUUUGGGGAAUUACCAAGAUAUUUGAGAUCAAAAGAGAGACUGUCCUCCAGCAAAGUUCUUUUGGAUUCGAUCUUUCUUUGGAACAAGUAUUCAUUGCCUUGGCAAAUGGCGGUACACUUAUUGUGGCUUCCAAGGAAGCUAGAGGCAAUGCGCUGGAGAUUGCAAAUCUCAUACUCUCGGAAAACAUUACAUACACUGUAUUUGUUCCUUCCGAGUAUUUGCAUCUUUUGCAUUAUACCUCCAAUAUUCUCAAAACGUGCUCAUCUUGGAAAUUUGCAUUCUCUGGAGGAGAAAAGGUUACGGCUCAGUUGCGUCGAGGAUUCAAUAAGCUGGAUCUUCCAGAUCUGCGUCUCAUUAAUCUCUAUGGACCCGCAGAAGCCAGUCUCUCUUGCACGCGGUAUGAGAUUCCAUACAAGACGGAUAAGACAACGACAGCGAGUCCAGCUGGCUUUGUAAUGCCCAACUAUACGGUCAUUGUGGUUGAUCAAAAUGGAAGCCCGCUGCCUUUUGGCUUCCCCGGAGAGAUUUGUAUUGCAGGUGCCGGCAAUUCAGUUGGAUACGUCAACCGACCUCAAGAGACAGCAACAAAGUUUACUCCGGAUCGUGUCUCACCUGUAGAAGAUAUCAGCCGGGGAUGGAACACACUCUAUCAUACAGGGGACAAGGGCCGAAUGCUAGAGAAUGGCCUUCUGGAGUUCAUUGGGCGGCUCGACGGAGACUCGCAAGUAAAGAUCCGCGGCAUGCGCAUCGAACUGGAGGAAAUAGCCAAAACUAUAGUGGAUGCCUCCCAAGGAGCAGUCGAUGAUGCUUCCGUGUCUCUUCGUGGUUCCGACCUGCUUGUCGCUCAUGUUGUGUUCUCGGACGGCUUCGCGGGAGAUAUGAACUCGGCCUUGGAGAACCUCAGGAAAGAUCUGCCUUUGCCGUCGUACAUGUGUCCAACGCAUAUCAUUGCUAUUGAUGAAAUUCCAAUGAACGCCAAUGGCAAAAAGGACAGAUCUAAGAUUGAUGCUCUUCCAAUUCCAGAUACACUGGAAGUCAAACCGCAAACAGGCGACCUCAGCGACGUCGAAAAAGAAGUAGCAGCUGUCUGGCGAGACGUGCUCCCCACUCCAAUGAAGGCUUCACAAUUGAAUCCAGACACAAACUUCUUCUUUGUUGGUGGAAACUCGCUUCUACUAUUGAAGCUUCAAGCAGAGUUGGACAUGGCAUUUGGCCGCAGCUUGACGCUCUCGGAACUAUUCCAAGCGAGCACAAUCCGCGAAAUGGCUGCACGAAUACAGGCCGUUCCCGAUAAGGCUCUUCGUCAGCAUAUUGACUGGAGCAAGGAAAUCCGAUCCUUAUGUGAUGGCUUAUCACGCAGCUCCUUCACCAAGUCUACAAACGUUUCAUCCAAGUCAGGGCUCUCCGUUGUCCUCACAGGCGCCACUGGAUUUCUAGGGCGAAACAUCCUCAAGUGUCUUGUCAAUGAUGACCGAGUAAGCGAGAUUCAUUGCAUUGCCAUCCGACCUGAUGUCAAUGGGCUACCACGACAUGUAGAUGUCUCGAGCUCCAAAAUCAUCGAAUACAGCGGUGAUCUUGCCGAACACGACUUGGGUCUAUCUCCAGAACAGCUUGAGAGCAUCGUAUCUUGCGCCAAUGUCAUGAUUCACAAUGGCGCAGACGUGUCGUUCAUGAAAACAUAUCAGUCGCUGCGACGCUCCAAUGUCCUGUCAACACGGCGCUUGGCUGAAAUCGCGGCUGCGGCAUCUAUCCCGUUCCACUUCGUAUCGACAGCUUCCGUUGCGCACUUGUAUCCAGGAGAACAUUUAACUGAAGCUCCUAUUGAACUUCAAGCAGAUCUACCGGCCGAUGGCCAGCAAGGCUACGCGAUAUCGAAGUGGAUUAGCGAGGCACUUCUGGAGUAUCUUGUUGACAACCAUGCUCUCCAAAGCUGCGUGCAUCGACCUACCAGUAUCAUCGGAGAUGGCGCGCCCGAUACAGACAUUAUUGCUUCACUCCGUACCUAUUCUGAGAUUCUUGGUUCUGUGCCCCAAUUAUCAGGAGUCAUUGAAGGAAACUUGGAUUUCGUGGACGUUGAACACGUGGCAAAGAAUAUUGCGACUCAGGCUCUCGCGUCAACAAUUUCGAAUCAAAUGGACUCAUCGCCAAAGGCUUCCUAUGUAAAUCAUUGCAGCGAAGAGAAAGUGCCCAUUCCAAAUCUGAAAGAUUACAUGGAGAAGGCUAAAGGAAAGUCGUUUGACGACCUAGAGUUGAACGAUUGGUUGCAAAAGGCACGCGAGGCUGGGCUUAAUGAGCUUAUUUGUGACUAUUUGAAGGAUAUGGUUGAGAAGAAGGAGCCUCUACGUCUACCAUCACUUGUAAAAGGCAAGGUAUGA
Trichoderma atroviride IMI 206040 is the source of this 11373-nucleotide messenger RNA. Lineage: Eukaryota; Fungi; Ascomycota; Sordariomycetes; Hypocreales; Hypocreaceae. The record is from RefSeq and is a predicted model, not a curated record.